AUGGAAGGCCCUGACAUCUACCUCCGCGGCGGCGCCGGACCCAAUCGCGACGGGCCAUACCGACCGCCUUCGACGUACUCCAUCUCCAGCUCCUCUUCAUCGGAAGAGUUGACCAAGCUUCGGUCCAAGCGAACCACCAAAAAGCAAACUCCGACGACAAAGAGACAGGGCCACCACCAGGCUGCUCCCAGCAGCGAGUACACGGCCGCUCCCAGGAACAGGUUCAAGCACCGUGAGAGCAAGCGGCUCGGGAUCCAGGACAGCCCGCUCCGUCCCGCCCGCGCCAAACCCGUCCGCGAUAAGCCAAAUGCGGGUUCCGAGUGGAUGACAUGGGCCGCCUCAGCUGCCCGCAGCUCGGAUAGCCGUGUGCGAGAACUGACCAGCGGGUCAUGGCGGCCGACGAGAGCGCGGUUCGAUGCGCUGUGGCCAAUGGAUGGCGAGGUGCCUGAUGAGUGGUACGAGAAGUUGUAUUCACGGCUGUUUGAAAGCGUGCGGGACUUUGCAGAGACGUAUUUUGGGCAUGACGAUUUCCCAGACGUGGAUGUGGAUGGGGCCGAGGCCGAGGCCGAAGGAAAGGAGAAUGAGGAGGGCGCGAUCUGGUUGGAGGCAGGGCUCUCGAACAUAUUGCUGUCGUUUAUCGGGCAGAUUGCGAUACAGGACAACAACACUGGUGGGUGGGAUGCGCUAUUGACCCAAAGGGCUCAGCGAGAGUGUCUGGUCGUCGGGGUAGUUGGGAAGGUGCUGGAGACGGCGGUUUUUGACGACCUGCUUUUCGGCGAGAGCGAACCGGGAAAGACGAUGUUGGCGGCUCAGGAUAAGAGCACUGUUAACGCUGAAGGCUAUCACCGCACCAACCUACGCUCCCAAAACGUCCGCACUCUCUUGGCCGGAGAAACUUUGCCUUCCAGCUUCUGGGACGCCGUGGACCAGCUUGCGCUCCAAAUCACAACACUUAUGCUACCCCUUCUUGAGCUCGUUGAGAACCACCUGCCGGCCCGCAAGCUACGGUCCCUACGCAGGUUUUACCAGGACUUACACAUUAUCGUGUCGGAAGCCGGGUAUCUUUCCAUUGGUAUUCGCUGGUCGCGUAACAUAUUCCGUUUCUCACAGCCGUUCCCCGGCGAAGUGUGGAAUAAUGAUCAAGAGCAUGUUGACGACACCGUCUACAAGGCUUCAGAGGCUGCGGCUAAGAAGGCAGACUCGGCCGCGGAGCAGAAGUGGAAACUCGAACGAGCCGGCGCAAAGAAGGCCGUUUGGCGCCGUCCCUCCCGCAUGGGCAAGGUCCAGGUGGUUCUUUGGCCGAAGCUUGAGCGGUUCGCGACAAUCGGCAAGGUCGACCCGAUGACGGGCGUUGCAGAUGGUGAAAACCUCACCACAAUACUCAAGUCUCAGGUGGUGUACUACCACGGAUUGGCUAACCCAGAAGAUGAAGGAGAAGGCGGCGAUUACUCGACCUUGGAUGAGUGGGUGUCGUUGGCCAAGCGAGGGGGCGCAGUGAAGCGGUGGUUUCUGGUAUUGCGCUGGGCUACAUCCAUUUCUGUUCUGUGGUUGUUGCUGAGCGUUCUGGGGUUAUACAUCCCGGCCGUUGCCAACUUCCAGCAUGCCAUUACGGAAGAGAUUGCCAAGAUGUACCGCUGGUUUAUCACCUCGGUAUGGUCUCCGGUCGCCAGCAAGUCAUCUUCUUGGGGGUUUGGCUCCAGCAUCUGGAAGUGGAUUGCCCGUCAGUGGGCCUCCCUAGUGAGCUUGGUAUGGGGUGGUAAAAAGCAGGGUCCUGUUGAAGCGGUAUCGUCUCGUUUUGGUUGGGUCACUAGCUGGUUUUGA
Messenger RNA from Dichotomopilus funicola, 1821 nucleotides. RefSeq lists its product as uncharacterized. The record is from RefSeq and is a predicted model, not a curated record. The coding region runs from base 1 to 1821 and encodes 606 amino acids. The transcript is spliced from 2 exons. Lineage: Eukaryota; Fungi; Ascomycota; Sordariomycetes; Sordariales; Chaetomiaceae.